Arxiozyma heterogenica is the source of this 1464-nucleotide messenger RNA. RefSeq names its product stearoyl-CoA 9-desaturase (gene OLE1). The coding region runs from base 1 to 1464 and encodes 487 amino acids. The record is from RefSeq and is a predicted model, not a curated record. The transcript has a single exon. Gene Ontology annotation, cellular component: endoplasmic reticulum membrane. Gene Ontology annotation, molecular function: heme binding; stearoyl-CoA 9-desaturase activity; iron ion binding. Gene Ontology annotation, biological process: unsaturated fatty acid biosynthetic process. Lineage: Eukaryota; Fungi; Ascomycota; Saccharomycetes; Saccharomycetales; Saccharomycetaceae.
AUGAGUACUGCACAACUGGAAGUAGAAACUAUUUCUGCUUUUAAUAAUAGUAGUAAUAAUGAUAACAAUACUCAAUUAUAUCCAGAAAUGGAUCUUAAACAAGCAAAUAUUUUAGCUACAGGGUUAAAUAAAAAACAGUUAAGAGUUGUUAACGGUCUUGGAUCCUUAAUGGGUUCGAAAGAAAUGACUGAUUUGAAUGAUGAUUCAAGAGAAAGAAUACAUAUUUCCGAACAGCCAUGGACUUGGAAUAACUGGUAUCAAAAAUUGAAUUGGUUGAAUAUUACCUUGGUUAUAUUGAUUCCGUUAUCUGGAUUUAUCGUGGCGCUAUCUGGACUGGUUCCUCUUCAACGUAAUGUCUUGAUGUUUGCUAUCUUCUAUUAUGGUCUUGGUGGUAUUUCUAUCACUGCUGGUUACCACAGAUUGUGGUCCCACAGAUCAUACGACGCAAGCUGGCCAUUACGUUUGAUCUAUGCUUUCUUUGGUGCUGCUUCCGUCGAAGGUUCCAUUAAAUGGUGGGGCCAUUCACACAGAAUCCAUCACAGAUACACAGAUACACCAAGAGACCCAUAUGAUGCCCGUCGUGGUCUAUUUUUCUCCCAUAUGGGUUGGAUGAUUAUGAAACCAAAUCCAAAGAAUAAGGCAAGAGCAGAUAUCUCCGACUUGAAUACUGACUGGAUUGUUAGAUUCCAACACCGCCACUAUAUCCUUAUCAUGCUGUUAGCUGCCUUUGUUGUGCCAACUGUGGUCUGCGGCUAUUUCUUUAAUGAUUAUCUUGGUGGGUUUAUUUAUGCUGGUGUCAUUAGAAUCUUCUGCAUUCAACAAGCUACUUUCUGUAUUAACUCCAUGGCUCACUACAUUGGUGCACAACCAUUUGACGACAGAAGAACUCCACGUGACAAUUGGCUAACUGCUUUAGUUACCUUUGGUGAAGGUUAUCACAACUUCCAUCAUGAAUUCCCAACUGACUACAGAAAUGCUAUUAGGUGGUACCAAUACGAUCCAACAAAGGUUUUAAUCUAUACCACAUACUUAUUAGGGCUUGCUAAAGGUUUGAAGAAGUUCCCACAAAAUAUCAUUGAUCAAGGUGUUCUACAGCAAAAACAAAAGAAAUUGGACAGAAUUAAGCAAAGAUUAGACUGGGGUCCAUCAUUAACUGACUUACCAGUUUGGGAUCAUGAAGAGUUUGAAGAACAGUCGAAAUCUAGACCUGGUUUGGUCAUUAUUGGUGGAAUUGUUCAUGAUAUAUCUUCUUAUAUCGAAGAACAUCCUGGAGGUGAAACGUUGAUUAAAGCUGCUAGAGGUAAAGAUGCUACAAAGGCUUUUACUGGUGGUGUUUACCGUCACUCAAAUGCCGCACACAAUACUCUAACACAAUUUAGAGUGGCUGUCUUAAAGGAAAGAUCUAAUGCUGCUAAUCUAUUUGUUGCUAGGAGAGGUGAACUCAAUCAAAAGAAGAAUAUUUAA